Molecule: messenger RNA, 1885 nt
Organism: Rhipicephalus sanguineus (brown dog tick)
Lineage: Eukaryota; Metazoa; Arthropoda; Arachnida; Ixodida; Ixodidae
Product: tubulin epsilon chain
Exons: 13
Coding region: 316-1680 (454 amino acids)
Biological process (GO): mitotic cell cycle; microtubule cytoskeleton organization
Cellular component (GO): microtubule; cytoplasm
Molecular function (GO): GTP binding; structural constituent of cytoskeleton
Source: RefSeq, a predicted model, not a curated record
GCUGUCGAGCCGGUAUUGGCUGUCAUGGCGCUUCCGCACUCGCCAGAGUUUGCGAUGCCCUCUUGUUAUGAAUCCUAGUCCGUCGUUACUUUCCACCCGUAUUAAAAUUUUUGUCACUUUCAUAAGGUGAUGACAUGGGAGGCGUGCCAUCUAUUCCUCGCUUCUCACGAUCAUCCGAUGGGCUGCUCUGCAAUCCCUGAAAAGAUUGUUCCAUGGACCACAUACAUGUUUUUUUAACAAUUCUACCGGGUAGGAAGAAGCCACGGUGCGAACGAUUCGCACGCCCGUGCGUUUGUGCCUCCGCAGUACUACGGCAUGACGCAGUCAAUAGUCGUACAAGUCGGCCAGUGCGGGAAUCAGAUCGGCUGUCGAUUCUGGGACCUAGUGCUGCGCGAACACAUGCUGCUCGAAGAUCGAAGCACCACCGACACGGCCGUAUGGAAUUUUUUUCGCAUGGCACAGAAUGGCAAAGACGAGCUAAGGGCCAGGGCGGUCAUGGUAGACAUGGAGGAGGGUGUGAUUAAUUCCAUCCGGCGAACGCGUCUUGGAGGUAUGCUGAGCAACCAUCAGUUUGUGACAGACGUCUCUGGCUCUGGAAAUAACUGGGCUGUUGGCUUUCACGAGUACGGCGCAAAAUAUCGGGAAAAAAUAGCAGAACACAUCAGAAAGGAAGCCGAACAUUGUAGUUGUCUACAGACGUUUUUCCUCCUCCACUCCCUGGGUGGUGGUACUGGUUCUGGCUUGGGAACUGCUGUUCUUGAAAUGCUAAGCGAAGAAUUUCCCAAGGUCUUUAGGUUCUGCGUACCGGUGCUCCCCUCUGCCGUGGACGACGUUGUGACGUCUCCAUACAACACAGUAUUUGCCCUUGAGAAGAUUGCACGGUUUGCAAACUUUUCCUGUCCAGCCGAAAAUGAGGCACUGAUUGGUAUCUGUGAUCGUGUCGCCAAAGGUGGGGCAAGUAUUAAGCAGACUAUUGCAAGUAGUGCAAGCAGCAUCCUAGGACAGAAAGCGAGACCUUUCGAUCAAAUGAACAACAUUGUGGCCAACCUCUUGAUCCAUAUGACAAGUUCGGCACGUUUUUCGGGCUCGCUCAACGUGGACAUGAACGAUGUUUGCACCAACCUGGUGCCUUAUCCCAAGCUGCAUUUCCUGGUGUCCAGCAUCACACCACUGUACUCGCUUCUGGAUGUCAACCUACCAGCUCGCAGGCUGGACCAGAUGUUCACGGAUGCACUGAGCCCAAACCACCAGCUAGUGCAGUGUGACAUCAGGAAAGGAACCAUGCUGUCCUGCGCCCUUCUGGCUAGAGGUGAUGUCUGCAUGGCUGACAUGCGCAGGAACCUUGAGAGAUUGCGAGGAGGCCUCAAGUUUGUUCACUGGAACCAGGAUGGCUGGAAGACAGGCCUGUGCUCUGCAGCGCCAGUGCAGCAACCGUACUCCCUGCUGACCCUUUGCAACACCAGCUCCUUCCAUCGUGUUCUAUGCCGACUCAGGUCGGGAUUCCUCAAGCUGUACAAUCGCAAGGCACACAUGCACCACUUCCUACAAGUGCCUUCCAUGGAGGAAUCUCACUUCCAAGAGGCCCUGGCUAGCUUAGCCGAACUGUCAGCUUCGUACCGAUCCAUGGAAGGCACCGACUUCAGCAAGCUAGCUAUUCCCAGGAUCAAAGUUUCACUGUAAACCUAAACGUGCCUUUAUAGUAGCAGUACUGAGCAGUUUAGUUGGGUGCCAAGGAUUUUAUACUGCUAGUACUUGCGUUUUUAUACCAUUGCCAUCUCUCGUGCAAUACCUAUUGACCAUCAUUGAUUGAAAUCAAAACAAAUUUACACCUAAGGUCGUCAUUUUUCAAAUGCGUGCUUGUUUGUAUUGACAUCACGCACACGUU